UGGAGAAAAAUUUGAAGAAAUAACAUAUAGGGUUACCAAUUGAUGAAGAAGAAGAUGAAAUUGAAGAAAUUGGAGCUUGGAGAAGACUGCCCACCACUCUCCGGAGCUUUUGCCACCUCCGGUUCGCGUUUGCCGGCCGUCCGCCGCCGCGGCUAGGCCGCGGCUCUCUUGUCGUUGCUCCUCGUGUGUUUCCCCCCCUUUUUCCCAUCUUGUGAAGCUUCAAUUUAUAGAAUGGAGGAGCCAAAUUCUUCCGUUGGAGCAUUGAUUUUGGCGAACGUUGGAGAAGAGCCGUUGGAGAUGGCGUUACUUCUAUCGCUGAAGAAGGAGUCGAUGAACUUCCAUUCUCCGUUAUUCCGUGCGUGAGAUCCAAUUGGGGAAGAGAAAUGUGGCUUGGUCUUUUUCUAUAUGUUGGUGGGGUUGGGCUCCGGCCCAAAUUCUAUCUCUUCUUUUUAAACUUGAACUUCGAUUUGGUCUUUUGCUAUAUUUUUCUCCAAAAAAUAAGAUAUCUAAUAACUUGGGUUAAGAAAAAUAAAAUAUAAAAAAAAUUGUAAAAAAUGAUUAAAAAAACUACUAUUUUUAAAAAAAAUUAAAAGAUUGUAAAAAUGAGAAUUAAAAGAAAACUAAGCUAAACAACUAAAAAUCAUAAUCUAAAAAUAUUAAAAAUGCCUAAAAAUAAAGAAAAAAUACUAACCCAAAACCAACUUAUCAAAUAUCCCCACACUUAAGAGUUGAACGUCCUUGUUCAAGGGCCAAAAAGAAUAUUUUAUUUCUUUUUAUCAUCAUCAAGAAAAAACAAAGUGAACUUUAAACCCCCACACUUAAGACUUUAUGCUCAUUAAAAUUUUAAAAACAAAGAGAGCUAGAAAUCCUACAAGGAUGGAAAACUAAGGUGUGGAUUUUUUGGGUUCUAUCAAAUGCUCUAAAGCUACUACAAAAAAGUUUCCUAGAGGAAUCCUAUGGCUUAGAACGGCUCAAUAGCAGCGGUAGCAAGGUUCAUCAAUAAGCCUAAAAAUAUAUAAAAAUCACACAAUUUUCUAAAAAUAAAGAGCUCCUAAACUGGUUUCUCUGUGUUUUUUCAGAUUUUAAUAUCAAGCAAUGGUUGAUUAAACAGCAUCUAGAUAGUAUGUGGAUGGCCAGUUCUAGAAAACAAAAUUCUAAGGGAUUCCUAGAAGGAUUUCAAACAUUUUAAGGUCAUUUUUAUCAAGAAAGAGCAUAAGACUCAAUGCGGAUUUAUAAAGUAUACACUUGCUAUCUUUCAGAAUAAAGCCCCAAGAAAAACAAUGAGGUUUUUGGGUCAAUUUUGAAAACAAUGCUCUAAAUAAGAAGAUUUGCAACUAAGAAUGAAAAUAUUUGGACCUAUUUUUUUGAAAAAAAAAUUUGCCCCAAAAGUUUUUUUAAGCAAUGACACAAGCAUGAGCACCUCCCCCCACACUUAAAAUGUGCAUAGUCCCCAAUGCAUCUAUAUGGUAUCCAAAUGGAAAUAUUAAGCAAGCACGGACUUAGCAAAGAGAGAAGGGGAGAGGGAAAUGCAACAAAAAAAACAAAGUAUACGCAGCAUCAACUCAUCACUUUUCCCUCCUUAAAGUGCUCGAUGGACCCAAAAUCUGCAAAAACAUGGCUAAGACCAAGUCUUUUUAGCUUUGAAGAACUAAAAUUCAGAUUCAAAGAAAUGCAGAUUUCAAGCCUCAAGUCAGGUUCCAGAAAACAGAUUCUUGUGCUUUUUCGCACUUCCAAAACAAAAUGCAGCAUAUGAGAAGGUAAAGUUAUGCCAUGUAGGUCCAAAGUCGUAGCUCAUAUGUAUCCAUUAAACAUCAUAUUUCAGCAAAUUUGCAUCUAAUGAACUCAAAAAUCAGAUUGAACACUAAUAAAAGAUUGCAGAUUUGUUUAUAUUUCAGCACGUAUAAGCUGUAAAAAGUGUAAAAUUUUCAUUUUGCACUCAAAAAAUCAGCUUAAAAGUCCAAAAAAUAACUUUUCAAAAUGCAGAACUUUUCAUUAGUAUCCAAAAAAUCAGCUUAAAACAAUGCAGGUGUCUCAAUCUUCAGCUUAAGUAUCACCAUAUUAUAACACCCAAACCUUAAGGAAAAUGAAAUUUUACAACAGAGAAACCAUUGGGUACUUGAGACCGCUGAUCUGGAUCAGAAUUUUGCACAUUACUAAUGCAGAUAUUUACCAUUGAAGCACAAAAAUCAGAUUUGAAUGGGUAGGUAAUUCACGUUUGCAAGCAAAAUUAUGACUUUAUAGUGCAGAUUCUCAUUGUGCAAACUGUAAUAUCAGAAACCAAACUUCGAACACAAAAAGGAUAAGGAAACUGAAGCUUAAACCUGGGACAGCUGGAACUACUGAUUUGGAUCAUAUUUCACUUUUUUUUUCUACCUGGACUUGCUGUUUCAAACCAGAUUUUGCACCAUUUCUGUGCAGACUUUCACUCCAAAGGAGAAUACUUCUACCUAUAACUUAAUAGACCUUGCAUUUUCACUCAAAUAAAUGGUUAGAAGCAUACAUGGAGCAAAAAUAGACCAUUAAACAAGCACCAAAAGCAGCAAUAUUUCUGAACUCUUGAUGAUGAAAUUUUUUCGAUUUUUCUGAUUUUUUUUUCUUCUGUUUUUAUGAUUUUUUUGUGUUUUUAACAAAACCAAAAGAUUAAUAAGCAAACAAUAAUACAAAUUAAAUAAACAGCAAGAAAAGUAUGUGGGUUGCCUCCCAUAAGCCGCCCGGUUUAAAGUCUUUGGCUAGACACAGUUUACUACUUGCCAAUACAUAUUCAAUUUAACCAUCAAGUAGUAAAGAGAAAUAAAAGUGUUUCUUUAAAACAAAUAAAGAGUAAAAUCAAUAUAUGCCUUCAAAUUUCAGCUUAGGAUGCAGUUCUUAUACCAAAAUUUUCACAGGAUGCUCAAUUAAAAAUCAAAUCCUAAGUGCACAUUUAAACUAGAAAUCAAAGUGCUGGAAAUUUGGUCUCUAUUCACUCCCACGCAGUGAAAAAAAACAAAAGCAUGUUUCUAUGCAAGCUUUAAACUAUCAAAGUUUAAAUAUCAACAAAGAAGCAACUAAAGAACUUAUAAUCAACAUUCAAAUCAGAAAAUCAUUGCAGAUUUUUCAAAAGAAUGAACACUUUAGAUCUGAUUUUUAGAAAAUUCAGCCUUUAGGGCAUAAAAUCAGCUUGUAAAAAUAUGUUAAAUUCUCCCAAAUCAGUUCCUAUGUAAGUUUUUGACGAUUAAAGUUCAUAAUUCAACAAAUAGGCAUCUAGGAACUCAAAUUCAGCAUGAAAAUCAAGCAAAGAUGUUGCAGAUUUUUCCACAAAAACAGCAGUGUAGGUCUGAAUUUUAGCAAAUUCAGCUUCUAAACCAAAAAAUCAGCAUAUAAACAUCAUGAUAUGCUUCUAAAUAUUGUCUCUAAGCAAAAUAUAGCAAUCAUGGUUCAUAUUUCAAGCAUAUGAGCAUAUAUUUAGAAGCAUAUGAGCAGUUCUAGAGACAAAAAUCAGCACAUACAUUAAAUUAAAAAGUGCAGAUUUUUAGAAAAAUCAGCAACUUUAAAUCAAAUUUUAGAGCAAUGCUGCUCUUUUCGUUCUCUUGCAAAACAAUUAUCCGGAUGCAUAAUUGACAUAUAUCACCAAGAAUCCACAAGUAAAAGUUUUGAGCAUGGUGCUCAGUUUGCAAAUUUAGAAGUAAAUAUUCAAGAUUUAG
Molecule: messenger RNA, 3680 nt
Organism: Cuscuta campestris
Lineage: Eukaryota; Viridiplantae; Streptophyta; Magnoliopsida; Solanales; Convolvulaceae
Source: the annotation of a GenBank genome assembly